CGUUUUUCUGAAGAGUGUGUGUGGCCAGAAGCAGUCAGCGUCGCUACAGCUUUUCCAGAGUCAGGCCAAGCCUUCAAUUGGACACCAGAGGCGUUUUGGGAGGAGCUUCGCAGGCAGCAGAAAGAAAAAUGUAACUGCGUAAAAAAGUCCUCUCUAGUGACGGAUGCUCAAAGUUCAGAAGUUUUCCAAUGUUCUCUUCAGCAGACAGCGGCGGCAACAGCUGAAAUCGCCCUCAAGAUCUGAGACUAUACGCUUUCCCGAUUUCCUCGCUGACAAAACAGGAGCUUGGCUUUGAAUACAAAACAAAAUCGACCGAAAACUGGAAGUGUACAAGCUACUGACGCUGGGAAGUUUGUUGAUCUGAGUUGCAGCGUGGGACUACUGGGGAGAGAAGAAAUGCAGGCGCGCUAUUCUGUAUCGAGCCCGAACUCGCUAGGCGUUGUGCCCUACAUUAGCAGCGACCAGAGUUAUUACAGAGCUGCCGGUGGGGGAUACACAGGGAUGCCAGCCCCUAUGAGCAUGUACUCCCAUCCGGCUCACGACCAGUACCCUGCUAGCAUGGCUCGGGCGUAUGGACCUUACACGCCGCAACCUCAACCCAAGGAUAUGGUAAAGCCGCCGUACAGUUACAUCGCCCUCAUCACUAUGGCUAUCCAGAACUCUCCGGACAAGAAGGUGACCCUGAACGGGAUCUAUCAGUUCAUAAUGGAAAGGUUUCCGUUUUACAGAGACAAUAAACAAGGCUGGCAAAACAGUAUUAGGCACAACCUGUCCCUCAAUGAGUGCUUUGUCAAAGUUCCCCGUGACGACAAAAAGCCCGGUAAGGGCAGCUACUGGACUCUGGACCCCGACUCCUACAACAUGUUCGAGAACGGCAGCUUCCUGAGGCGAAGGAGGCGCUUCAAAAAGAAGGACGCCUUGAAGGACAAGGAGGAGAGGGACCGGCAGAUUAAGGAGCCGACGUCCAAGCAACAGGGACGGGAGCAGGAGCCGUCCGUGCCGGGCUCCCAGCCUGUGAGAAUCCAAGAUAUAAAAACCGAAAACGGGACGUCAACGCCUCCCCAGGCGGUGUCCCCUAGUCUCAGCACUGUGCCCAAAAUCGAGAGCCCCGACAGCAGCAGCAGCAUGUCCACGGGCAGUCCCCACAGCAUCCCGUCAAACCGAUCCAUCAGCCUGGAGAGCUCCGACCAUCACCACCACAGCCAGGCCCCGACCCAGGGAUUCAGCGUAGACAACAUCAUGACAUCCCUGAGGGGGUCACCCCAGGGCGCGACAGAGCUCUCCUCCAGCCUCGUCGCCUCGUCCAGGACAGGUAUAACCCCGUCUUUGUCGCUAAACUAUUCUCCGAGCCAGACGUCAAUCUACAGUUCGCCUUGCAGCCAGAACGUCAUUUCCACCACCACGAACACCGGCGCGACUUACCACUGCAACAUGCAGGCUAUGAGUUUGUACGCUGGGGAUCGAUCCGGGCACCUGGCCCCUACGACCACCGUGGACGAAACCUUACCAGAUUAUUCCAUCACAACCACCACUUCUUCGCUGACCCAUGGUAACCUAAACUCGGGUCAGGACAGCCACCACCCCCACCAAGGACGGCUCGCUUCGUGGUACUUGAACCAAGCAGGGGAUCUGAGCCACCUGGCCACUGCCACCUACCCCGGGCAGCAACAGAACUUCCACUCAGUGCGAGAGAUGUUUGAAUCGCAGAGAAUUGGUUUGAAUAACUCGCCGGUGAACGGGAAUAACAGUUGUCAAAUGUCUUUUCCUUCCAGCCAGUCGAUCUACCGCACCUCGGGGGCAUUUGUGUAUGACUGCAGCAAAUUCUGACCAAAACCUUUUUUUUAAAAAAAAACUGUUCUUUCUUUUCUUUUUCUUUUUUUUUAAUAAUCCAAAGAUUCUUAACACAUUGGCCUCCGUAAAAAAAAAAGGACUCAAAUUUAUACUGAGAGGCAGAAAGCAUAUCUUGGUUUGUAAAGGACAGUGUUACUCCAAAUAACACGUAAGUUUCUUCUCGCUUUUGAGAGCUGUUUUUUUUUUAAAGAUUAUGUUAAAUUUAUAUGUCAGGCUUUCACGGACUUGUUAUUAAAUGUAAAUUGCAUAUAGUAAUUUAUUUUUAAAAUUUUUAGUUGGAUGUCUGGACCAAACACCGGAAAGUGUUUCUAAAUUGAACUGCCUUAACUGUUCAGAAAUGUUCCAUUAUAAAAAGGUAACCUGUAUAUCGCCUUAUUCUUUCGAUUUUUUUGUCCUUAUUUGUUGAGAGUAUUCUGAAGGCAUUGCAUUGUUUGUUUAAUAAAUUGCCAUUCUAUUUGA
Molecule: messenger RNA, 2310 nt
Organism: Lepisosteus oculatus (spotted gar)
Lineage: Eukaryota; Metazoa; Chordata; Actinopteri; Semionotiformes; Lepisosteidae
Product: forkhead box C1-A
Biological process (GO): cell differentiation; anatomical structure morphogenesis; regulation of transcription by RNA polymerase II
Molecular function (GO): DNA-binding transcription factor activity, RNA polymerase II-specific; RNA polymerase II cis-regulatory region sequence-specific DNA binding
Source: RefSeq, a predicted model, not a curated record